AUGUUUGCAUUAAAGAAAUCCACUACUUCAAUUAUCAAAACAGUGGUCGCCCCAACAUCAUCUCGUUAUUUAUCUUCCAUCACAUUUAGAUCAAUCCCAAGAUCAUUCCAUAAUGCCACUAAAUCUUCUUUGUUUAAUGGAUUGAAAGCCACACCAAGAUUCUAUAGUGUGUUAACUGAAUCCCCAGAGGCAAAAGUGUACAAAUACGAUGAUGUUAAAGACGUAGCAGUACACCCUGAAAAACAUCCAGAUUCUAUUUUAGUAGAUGUUAGAGAACCAACUGAGUUUGGAGAUGGUCAUAUACCAGGAGCUUUGAAUAUCCCAUUCAAAAGUAGUCCUGGUGCAUUGGAUUUACCAGAAGAAGAAUUUCAAGAACAUUUUGGUUUCUCUAAACCAAGUACUGAUAAAGAAUUGAUUUUCUAUUGUCUUGGAGGUGUUAGAUCUACUGCAGCUGAAGAAUUAGCCAAUACUUUUGGUUAUAAAAAAAGAGGAAAUUACCUUGGAAGUUGGGAAGAUUGGGUACAACAUGAAAAUAAAAAGAACUAA
Molecule: messenger RNA, 546 nt
Organism: Candida dubliniensis CD36
Lineage: Eukaryota; Fungi; Ascomycota; Pichiomycetes; Serinales; Debaryomycetaceae
Product: thiosulfate sulfurtransferase
Exons: 1
Coding region: 1-546 (181 amino acids)
Cellular component (GO): mitochondrion
Molecular function (GO): thiosulfate-cyanide sulfurtransferase activity
Source: RefSeq, a predicted model, not a curated record